AUCGACAACCUUUUUACAGAGCUCUCUCUCUCUCUCUCUCUCUCUCUCUCAGCUUCUUCUCCUCUUUCUUGAUCUUUUCCUUCUUCUUUUCUUCCUUCAAUGGAACACUUCCUUCGUGCUCCCUUCAAAGCCACUUCUCAAUCUCUGUUGCUGUUUUUCUUUUAAAGCUAAUAUUUUAUAUAUCCGAAACGUAAAACUCUGACCUUGAGAACAAAAACACAAUCUUUUUGGUCAUUCAAAGAAACAGAAACGGAGAAACCGAGAGAGGAGGGAAAGAGAGUUAUACGAGUAGAGAAAGCAUGGCUGGCGAAGAUCUGGAACGAGGGGGUACAAAGUCCAGAGGUAACAAUUACCCAUCAGGGUAUGGCUCCAAUCAGUACUAUGUUGACGCUUCGGAGCGCCAAUGGACUUCUUGGUUGAUUCCUAUGUUCGUGGUGGCCAAUAUUGCUGUAUUUAUAGUCAUUAUGUAUGUUAAUGACUGCCAAAAGAACAAUCUUGGUUUUCAAGGAGGGUGCGUGGCUAAGUUCCUUGGUCGGCUUUCUUUUCAGCCAUUGAAGGAAAAUCCUCUUUUUGGUCCCUCUUCUUCUACAUUGGAAAAAUUGGGUGCUUUGGAAUGGUACAAAGUUGUCCAUGGCCAUCAAGGGUGGAGACUUAUCAGUUGUAUCUGGUUGCAUGCUGGUGUCAUUCAUUUGCUUGCCAACAUGUUGAGCUUGGUCUUCAUUGGGAUCCGCCUUGAACAGCAAUUUGGGUUUGUUCGAGUGGGGAUGAUCUAUCUGCUGUCAGGGUUUGGUGGAAGCAUAUUGUCUUCCCUAUUCAUUCAACAGAAUAUUUCAGUUGGUGCAUCUGGUGCUCUGUUUGGACUAUUAGGAGCAAUGUUAUCUGAGCUUUUAACCAACUGGAGUAUAUAUAGCAAUAAGGCCGCAGCCCUUUUCACCCUUUUAGUCAUAAUUGCUAUUAACUUAGCAGUCGGAAUUCUUCCCCAUGUUGACAACUUUGCACAUAUUGGAGGGUUCAUGGCUGGUUUUCUUCUUGGUUUCGUCUUGUUACUUCGGCCCCAGUUUGGGUGGUCAGAGAGUCGUCAUCUUCCUGCUAACUCACGUGUCAAAUCUAAGCAUAAAGCUUACCAAUAUGUGUUUUGGUUGGUUGCAGUCAUCUUACUGGUUGUGGGAUUUACCGUUGGCUUGGUAAUGCUAUUCAGAGGAGAGAAUGGAAACAAGCACUGCAGCUGGUGCCAUUACCUCAGCUGUGUGCCUACCUCCAAAUGGAGCUGCGGCAAUUGACCAAGUCUUUUGAUGUCCGUAUAUACAAUUGUGUUUGAUAAUAUUGCGCUAUAAUUCUUUUGUUAUUACUUUUAUUUUAUUUUAUUUUUUGUUUUUUAAAUGUUUGUAUUACUAUUACCUGGAUGCUUUCACCUUUGUACAUGCCUGAAUUGACAGUGAACAUGUGGUUUUCCUCUCAGGGGAUAAAUAGUAUCACAUGGAUAUAAUUCUUUUUUAAUUUUCA
Messenger RNA from Ziziphus jujuba (common jujube), 1503 nucleotides. RefSeq names its product RHOMBOID-like protein 2. Lineage: Eukaryota; Viridiplantae; Streptophyta; Magnoliopsida; Rosales; Rhamnaceae. Gene Ontology annotation, molecular function: serine-type endopeptidase activity. Gene Ontology annotation, biological process: proteolysis. The record is from RefSeq and is a predicted model, not a curated record. The transcript has 5 exons. Gene Ontology annotation, cellular component: membrane. The coding region runs from base 300 to 1280 and encodes 326 amino acids.